AUGACUUCCAUGUUAGCAGUAGUUAUCUUCAUUGGCAUCGCGUCUGUUAAUGCACAAUGGAAUAAUUGGGCGGGAGGUUUCAAUCCAGGAUUCUCCCUACCACAGUCUAAUGCAAACCAGCCUAAUGAAGUCAGUUGUCGAAGUGAAUUUCAGAAUAAUCAACUUGAAGUUAGCAUCAGACCACGACAAUCUUUCUUUUUCGCUGGAGGAUCGGGGUAUACUAUUGAAGUAACAGUAACAUCGUACGAUAUUGAAGGACCAUAUACCAUCGCAGUCACCGAUUUAUCAACUGAUAAUCCCGUUUGUUUGGAAUCCGAUCUGGGUUUUAUCGCUACCAAUGGACAGUCACCAAAUAAUGGUCUACUCUCUCUAUUCACUGGUCAAUUAAGCCAGCCACAAAGUGCCGGAGUUGUUGGUGAAAUCGAUGUGGUCCUUAGUGAUCAAACUACUGAAACCUUCAUCUACAAUACACUUUACCGAGAUUUCAGAGAAUUUAGGGGUUUAGGAGUUGGUCUCUGUACCCAAGUUACUGAUAAUGAAAGUGUGGCCAAUUUCAACCCAUUCUUCCCGGUUCGCAGAAAUACAAGACAACUUUGUGAAUAUCCUGUUUUAUGUUGUAAACUAGGUUUGUCUUCUACAAACUGA
Messenger RNA from Lottia gigantea (owl limpet), 645 nucleotides. RefSeq lists its product as hypothetical. Lineage: Eukaryota; Metazoa; Mollusca; Gastropoda; Lottiidae. The record is from RefSeq and is a predicted model, not a curated record. The transcript has 5 exons. The coding region runs from base 1 to 645 and encodes 214 amino acids.